AUGGAGGUGGCGGAGGAGGUGGUGGUGGAGAGGGUGGCGGAGGCGGUGGUGGUUCCGCUGUCGGAGCUGGUUCAGGCUACGGUUCGGGUAGUGGUUCAGGGUAUGGUGGUGCUGAUGUGCACGGGUAUGCAAGUGGUGGAGGUGGAGGUGGAGGAGGUGGCGGCGGUGGGAGAGCUGGUGCCUCCGGGUCUGGGAGGGGGGAAAGGUGGCGGCCGCGGUGGUGGUUCCGGAGCUGGUUCAGGGUUUCGUGCUUCUGAUCGGGAUGGGAAUCCAAGUGGCGGAGGUGGAGGUAGCGGUAGCAAAGACGUUAAGGGAAGUGCACCAUCCGGGUAUGGAUCAGGCCAUGGUGCAGGAGGGCGAGGCCCUGGGUCCAGCGACGGGAGUGGCUCCGGAUACGGAUCAGGGAGUGGAAGUGGGUACGGAAGCGGGAGUAGUGGUGGCGAAGGAGUUGGGGGAGUAGGGGGAGGAGGUGGAGGAGGGGGCGGAGGCUCUGGGUCCAGCGGCCGGAGUGGCUCUGGAUGCGGAUCAGGGAGCGGAAGUGGGUACGGAAGCGGGAGUGGAGGUGGCAAAGGAGGUGGGGGAGGAAGAGGAGGUGGAGGCAAUGGCAGUGAAGUUGGUCCAGGAUCCGGAUCCGGAUGA
This is a messenger RNA of Vitis vinifera (wine grape), 639 nucleotides long. RefSeq names its product glycine-rich cell wall structural protein 2-like. The transcript has a single exon. Lineage: Eukaryota; Viridiplantae; Streptophyta; Magnoliopsida; Vitales; Vitaceae. The coding region runs from base 1 to 639 and encodes 212 amino acids. The record is from RefSeq and is a predicted model, not a curated record.